AUGCUGAAAACGCUAAAUUUGCUUCAACAGCAAAUGGCCCAGCAACAGCAGAUCCUGAAUGAGUUUUUGCAGCAACGCCUUCUAAGUCACGGCGCUGCAACAACCAGUUUUAGUCAUGAACAAAUAAUUGAUUCCUUGUCUCGAAAUAUUUCAAAGUUCCGGUUCGAUACGGACACGGGAAUCACGUUCAAAAACUGGUACUCACGCUACGUAGACUUGUUCCAGAAAGAUGCUGCUAGGAUCGACGACGCUGCGAAAGUCCGGUUAUUGCUGCGGAAACUGGGAGCUGCCGAGCAUGACCGUUAUUUGAGCUUCAUCCUGCCAAGCCGCCCGUCCGAUUUUUCGCUCGAGCAAACGGUGGAAAAGCCGUCAACCCUCUACGACUACCAGGAAUCGCUGCUGAGUAAGCGAUUCAGAUGCCUGCAGUUAGUUAAGAAGCGGAACGAAGACCAUCUAAGUUAUGCCUGUCGAAUCAACAAGGCGGCCGUUGAAUUCGAGCUCGGCAAGCUCAACGAGGAGGACUUCAAAUGCUUGCUAUUCGUCUGUGGUAUGAAGGACGAGACUGAUACAAACAUACGAACGCGCUUGCUGGCGAAAAUAGAGGACCAUAGCAUGACGUUGCAACAGCUAGCCGCCGAAUGCAGUAGAUUGGGCAAUUUAAAAAAAGACAGUGCGAUGAUCGAGACACCGGGAAAUGAUCGAGUUUUGGCAGUGAACCUGAAAACGCCCUACCCUCAGAAAAAGUUUCAUUAUGCCUCAAAAUCGAAUCCUAGCAAACCAUGUUGGCUCUGCGGAGGUACACACUGGGUGCGUGACUGCAGGUAUCAAGCGCACCAGUGUACGAUCUGUUCCAGAACGGGACACAAAGAGGGUUUCUGCAAGACAGCAAAUCGCCAGAAAUAUAAUAAGCCGAAAUAUAAAAAGCAAGGCAAAACGCAGACCAGAGUGGUUACGGUGAACGUGCAUAGUGUUCAGCAACGUCGCAGAUAUAUCACUAUUGCGAUGAAUGGCACGCCCGUCCGUCUGCAGCUUGAUACGGCAUCUGACAUCACAGUCAUUGAUCGUGAAGCCUGGAAAAAGAUUGGCAGUCCGACAUUAUCACCACCAGCAGUGGUUGCACGAUCAGCUUCUGGCACGAAUUUGGCACUAGACGGGGAAUUUGUAUGCAAGGCCAGUAUAAUUUCUGCUGCCAAGUACGAGGUACUAAAUUCACGUCGCAAAGAACGUGGCAAGAACGUUUUCCUAGAGUUUUCCAAGGAACCGGACUUUGUAAGAAAGGAAACGUCUCUUUUGCUAUAA
Anopheles merus is the source of this 1299-nucleotide messenger RNA. RefSeq lists its product as uncharacterized. The record is from RefSeq and is a predicted model, not a curated record. NCBI's taxonomy places the organism in Eukaryota, Metazoa, Arthropoda, Insecta, Diptera, Culicidae. The transcript is spliced from 2 exons. Bases 1 to 1299 code for a protein of 432 amino acids.